Hipposideros armiger (great roundleaf bat) is the source of this 5004-nucleotide messenger RNA. RefSeq names its product consortin, connexin sorting protein (gene CNST). The transcript has 11 exons. Gene Ontology annotation, cellular component: plasma membrane; transport vesicle; trans-Golgi network. Bases 339 to 2504 code for a protein of 721 amino acids. The record is from RefSeq and is a predicted model, not a curated record. Gene Ontology annotation, biological process: positive regulation of Golgi to plasma membrane protein transport. Gene Ontology annotation, molecular function: connexin binding. Lineage: Eukaryota; Metazoa; Chordata; Mammalia; Chiroptera; Hipposideridae.
GAGAUAUCCCCGUCAUCAAUUAAUACUUCCCAGCAUUCUCAAAUGACGCUGGCUAACAUCAGUCCAUCGAGAACCUAAUCGUUCCUGGGGGAUUUGGAAAAGCGCCGUUUCUGUACCUGCAGAAAGGCUACAGACCUGCAGAGUAAACCUAGCGGCGGUUAAUGCUGACCUGGGAGACUUCUUGGGACUAAUAACAGACAGCUUUCAUUGAGCAUUUACCGUAGGCCAAGCAUUCUGCUAAGUGCUUUACCGGCCGUGUUGUCUAAGCCUCAAAAAUGACUUUUCAAGACAUGGAAGGACUUGAAUGAAACUUAAAUGGUUCAACAAAAGAUGCUCUAAUGGAUGACAGUGAAACUCCUACAUAUAAUCCGCAGAUCCAACCACAAGAUGGGUGUCAUCCUGGUGACAGCGUGGAAAGUAUAGUAACAUGCUUGCCCUCCACAUCAGACGAAAACGAAAAUCAGCUUGACGGGGAUGGGCCUGAGCGUCUGACCAGCAGUGACCGUGCCAUGGGCAAGCCCCAAGUGUCCGAGCAGGACAGUCUCAACAAUAAUGAAAGCUGCACACCGAGCUGCGAGGCGGCCACAGAUGAGAACGUGGGCAACACUCCUUGUGCAGACCCCAGAGAUGGACAGGACCUCCUGGGAAAGGACAGAAGAAUACCUGGGAAAAGGAGUUGUAGAAGCAAAAGAGGUAUCGCUAAGAAGAUGCUACAAGAGCUUUCUUCAGGAGAUUCCCCGCCUUUACUGCAAGAAUAUGUAGUAAGUGCAUGUGCUGUCGGUGAUGGAGCGUGCGCUGAGGUGAACGCCAAUGACCCGCCCGAAGCCCCCCGGCUGGCUCUGCAGACUCUGUUCUCUCUGAUCCGAGGGGAAGCGGAAGACUUGGACUCAACAACUCUUCCUCUUUGCCUUCAUCAGAUAGCAGAGUCCUAUUUCCAGGAGGAGGACUAUGAGAAAGCAAUGAAGUUCAUUCAGCUUGAACGACUGUAUCACGAGCAAUUGCUCGCAAAUCUUUCUGCCAUUCAAGAGCAGUGGGAAACAAAAUGGAAAACUGUACAGCCACAUACAGUUACAUCUGUAAGGAAUUCAGAAAAAGGAUUUAAUGGUGAAGAUUUUGAACGGCUUACUAAAUUUUGCACAACACAUCAAGAGCCUCUUUUAUCCAAACGUAAGAUAGCAGCUGUAGAAAAAUCCCUGGGGAGGAAAUGUUUUACGCAGUUAAUAGCGUCUGAAGAGCUGAAGGAAAGUGGAGUCACAGACAAAGCUCUGGAGAGCGAAACUUGUCUUGGCCUGGAACCAAGUAAAGAGAGCCAACAUAAAGAGGAGGCGGCCCGGGAGAGCAGUCCCUGCUGUCAUCCGAUGGCGCGGCCGGCCGACCCCCCGAGCCUCCUGGUAGCUGCAGGGAGGGGCCGCACGGCGGAGCCACUGGGCAGCGCCGAAGCCACAAGGGAGCUCCACGCCCAGCCCUCGGAGGCAGCCGGGAGCAGCAGGUCUGGGCCACGCUCCUCCGAGAACGCUUGUGAGGGUGGCCGCUGCCUGCAGCUGGCUCAAACAGAGCUCUGCCAAGAUGUGACCGGAAUCGAGGGCGCUGCUGAAGACCCUGAGCUGCCCCUUUCCAGCGAGUCAGUGACAGAGCCGUUGGUGUCACCGGGCUCUGACCAUAUACCUCCUGCCUCGAUUUCUGAGGGUGAAUGUUCACAGACUCCAAGAAAGGCACUCCAGUUGCCACUUGAGGAUGCUUCUGAGGCGUCGCCCACAGACCAACUUGAGAACAAUGAAUUAAAUGAGCUGCAGCAACCCGACCUCACAGGCACUGAUGGAAAAUCACCGCAGGGGCAGACUGACUCCCAGAGCUCCGAGAGUGUACUUUGUGAAAAUAGCAAAGUAUCUGACUUAAGUGCAGCGCUUGCAGAGGUGUCUAUGGCCCCAGAGGAAAAGGGAGGUAAGGAGGAACGUGUCAGUGAAGAAACGGAAGACUAUUUGCACAGCCUUUUAGAAGGAUGUUUAAAAGAUGCUGAAGAGUCCCUUUCCGGUGAGGAGGAAGACUCGGACCUUCUUCAGGAUCUUUCUCCAGAUGAAGCAUCCUACACCCUCCAGGAGAACCUGCCUUCCGAUGAUAGCUGCCUCUCUCUUGAUGAUCUUGCAAAAAGGAUAGAGAUUGCAGAGGUUGCUCCUGCUGAAGGAUUGGUCUCUAUAUUAAAGAAGAGGAGUGAUACUGGAGACCCUCCUGCCCAGAUGCAACAGAAACCAUCUAAGCGAAGAGUCAGAUUCCAAGAACUAGAUGACCACUUAGAUCAAGAUGAAGUUGGAGGUGGUUCCUGUAUUUUAUUGGUCUUGCUGUGCAUAGCUACAGUUUUCCUUAGUGUUGGAGGAACUGCAUUAUACUGCACUUUUGGUGACAUGGAGUCACCUGUUUGUACGGACUUUGCCAACAACAUGGACUUCUAUUACUCUAAGUUACUGCAGGGAAUGGCAGAACUUAAACACUGGAUCUACCUCUCCUAGCAGCAUUCAAGAGGGACAGGCAAGCUGGCAGUGAGACUCUAAGAGUAAAACUUUCUAAACAGCUUUUAUUUUAAGAGCUGUGUAAUGGUUGUGUCCCCUUCCCCCAGUGAGAAACCAUGGACAUCAAAAAACAGCGACUGUAAAUGGCAGUCCAGAGGAGCUCUUAGAAUAAUCCAUGCAAUGCGUCAGAUGUUGAUGUGAACGUUGUAGAUGGAAGGAGUGAGCUUUGGAGAGCGUGUCUAUGCCCUCCGCACUGCCUUCUAGUGUAAUGAGCUACACGGAGCAAAGUUAAACAGGGCAGUGUUGGAGCCGCACCAUUUUUUAGCUUCCUUGUCAAGCUAACGGUUAAAGGACACUUUUGGUUUACAUUUGUUGGUCCAAAGACAUUGCUUCCAGCCAUCACGCAAUAAGUGUGUGCAUAAACCAAAAGGAGUUACCUGUGGCUUCCAUGUCUUUUUUAGUUAACCUUGGGAGAUAUGUAAUUUAGACUUUGUGCAUUAUUUCCAGAUUCUGUUCUCCAUUUGUGAAACGGUUGUGUGUGUGUGUGUGUGUGUGUGUGUGUGUGUGUGUGUGUGUGCGCGCACGCACGCACAUAUGUGUUCAGACAGUUGAUCAAAAGCAAAUACCCAACACAGAAUAACAAAAAUGAUCUUUAUUCUUUUAACUAAACUAUAGAUUUGCAGGCACAAAUCUUCAAAGAAGGCUUAACUAUGGAACAGGUGAAUUAUGGAAACCUCGGCCCUGAAAUGUGAAACUGUGACAGAUCUGUGACCAUUAACUUGAUUAACCAGCCAGAAAUUAAUCACAGGCCUAGAGGUAAAAUUAAAGAGCUCCCUCUGGGUCUCAGGCAACCAGUUUCAUCAUGGAUUCAGUGCUUCCUGAAGUAUGAUGAACACUGGACUCAACACAAUUCAGCAACUGCUUGUUGAGUACCUAUUAUGUUCUGAGAAUCUAAGAGCCAGAAUACACAGAUAAAUAUCAGUUCCUGCUCUAGAUUUUUUAAUUCUGGUCUUAUGUAAAAGAAGAAAAAAAAACUGAAUACUUUGGCAAAUGAAAUCACCACAUAUAAUUCAGUAUUAACAGAUCAUGCAUUCAGAUAUUUGAAUGUGCUUUCAUACCAUGGGCUGAUUUUGACCUAUUAUGAGGUCAUUAAGCGAAAAUUCAAUCAUGUCUUAAAUAGGUAAAUGUCUGUUUUUUGUUUAAAUCUGUCAGUUAGGUGGCAUUUUCUCUUCUAAGGCCUAACAUUUAGGAAGCCUUCCUUGCUUUCACUUUUUAUAUCAUAGGCAGCAUUUAAAAAAAAACACACAUGAAUUAUAGUUUUUUAGCAAGUGAUCAUUAUUUUAUGUUUUUCUGUUAGGAUCAUUUUAAAGAAAAAGGGAGAAAUUACUUUCUUUGUUACUGGCUGGUACAGUGCCUCCCUUUGUGUUGCUGCUUAUUUAUUUAGAUUAUAUGACUUUUAAAGGGCUUUUAUAUAAGUUGAAAGAUGUUAUUGAGCAUGCGUUUGGUUAUCCCAAUGUAGAUAUUUAAUUAUCAUGUACUUAGUAUUUUAUUGAUUUUUCUAUAAUUUCAGUUCAUUAUGUUUUUAGGUUCGUGUAUUUUUAAAUUGAUGUUUUAUUUUCACUUAUAAUACUGUUUGACUUGUCUCUAUCAUGUCACCAUAAACUAAUAUUUUCAAGGAUUAUAGAUCAAAGAUAUUUAUUUAGCAGUGUACAAGAUACUGAAAUUUAGAUUCCUUAUACUUAAGGCUGAUUUUAUUAGAAGAUUAUUUUAAUGUUCUAUUAUAAAUUUUAAGACUUUGUAUUCAGAUUGUAUGUAAAAUACGUAAAAUGUUGACGGUACUAUCUUAUGUGGUUCUAUAAAAGACAUUCACAAACUCUACUGUGAGGGCAUCCCCACCAUAGGCAACCCUCUUCUGUUUUACCCUCAAUUUCUAGUUAUGGGAAUUUGGUGAUGCUGAUUUCUGCCAGUUUUAUGGUCAAGAUAAGUCAAAACUUCCCUCCUGUUCUCUUUUAGGUCACUUUCAAAGUCCUAAAUAAUCUGUAGUGUCAUUUCCCUAAAGGCCAGCAGGGCCAUCACUUCUGAAACCGAAGAUUUCCUAGGGACCUUCACACUGAGAUGAAAGAGGUGAGAUAAUACCUUGGUCCUCAAGGGCCCAGUUGAGUCUGAAGAGAACCACGUGUGUCCUCUCUGCUUCCCAGGGAGGGUGAGGUGAAUUCAGGAGCAUAUUGAUAUCUUGACUUAGAACAGGCAUGAGAAUCUCAACUAGAAAAAUUAGGGCAAUUAAAAAAAAAUGUAAUAGUCAUUUAUUGCAUGAAUUGGAGUAAUUACAUCUGGUAAUGAAAGAAUUGUUAUCUCAUACGUGAAAAUUCGUCCAGUUUUACUAUCCUGUAAUUCUUUCUGUCAUUCGAAAGUACUGACAACUGUUUGUAACUAAUCUUCCUUAAGAACUGUAUUUGAGGGUAACAGAUCAAGCUUGUAAUUUAAAGUCUACACCAACAAA